AUGAAAGCACAUCCGAAUAAGAGAAGCAAGGAGAGAUAUUGCCUCUUCCAUCGAGACCAUGGGCAUGCCACACAGGAUUGUUUUGAUCUCAAGGAAGAGGUGGAAGGACUUAUUCGGAGAGGAUAUCUCAAGGAGUAUGUGGAAGAUCCCAAAGCAACUCUAAACAGUGAGAAUGACGACAAGUCCCCUGUCAAGGAAAUCCAGACAAUAUUUGGAGGUCCAACAGAGAGAGAGUUAGGUAAGAAGAGAAAAGCGAGCAUGCAGGAAGCUAGGGCAAGCCCAGGGUAUUGCAAAGUCUACCACGCAUCUUUUACAGGGCAGCCCUCCAAAAUCAAGUUUUCAGAGGAUGAGACAACCCGCCUCUUCCAUCCACAUAACGACGCACUAGUUAUUACCCUAAAAAUAACCAAUACAAAGGUGCAUCGAAUUCUAGUGGAUGGGGGUAGCUCGACCGGCAUCAUCUCCCUAACGGCUUAUAAAGCUAUGGAUUUAGGAGAAAAGGCCCUUAAAAGUAACCUCGCACCACUAGUAGGUUUUGGGGGAGAACGGGUCAUCCAAAAAUGUAGGAUAAAGUUACCGGUAACAUUCGGAAAUGGGCCAAGGAACAUCACUAAAAUAGUGGAGUUCCUCGUCGUUGACUACUCAUCCUCCUAUAAUGCAAUAUUGGGGAGGCCAACUAUACAUACGCUCAAGGCGAUACCCUCCACAUACCACAAAUCUUUGAAGUUCCCAACGGAUGGAGGUAUAAGUGAGGUCAAAGGAGAGCAACGGGUAUCGUGUGAGUGCUACUACACCUCAUUAAGAGGCAAUGACACAGGAACUAGAGCCUCUACCUCGAGAUGA
Momordica charantia (bitter melon) is the source of this 843-nucleotide messenger RNA. RefSeq lists its product as uncharacterized. The record is from RefSeq and is a predicted model, not a curated record. NCBI's taxonomy places the organism in Eukaryota, Viridiplantae, Streptophyta, Magnoliopsida, Cucurbitales, Cucurbitaceae.